Xenopus laevis (African clawed frog) is the source of this 1626-nucleotide messenger RNA. RefSeq names its product ubiquitin associated protein 1 like L homeolog (gene ubap1l.L). The transcript has 6 exons. Lineage: Eukaryota; Metazoa; Chordata; Amphibia; Anura; Pipidae. Bases 223 to 1515 code for a protein of 430 amino acids. The record is from RefSeq and is a predicted model, not a curated record.
CUGCAGGCUGCUUCACCUGUGUUGUGUGAUCUGAAGAAGUAAUGCACGUGGCAGGACAUGACCCAUUUAAGCCUUUAGGCUGCUUAUUGUGCCAACAGGAUGAUGGGAACCAGCUGAUUUCCUGAGACCCUUUUAGAGUUUUGUAAACCUAUUGCUGAUUGCCUGUGGUAUAGUCACUGGACGACAAAUCCACUUGUGGGGUUCCAUCAAGAUCCUACCAGAAUGAGUUUCUUGGAUGAAAUUCCAUUCAAAAUCCAUGAAGAGUACACAAAGGUUUCAUCAGUGGAAAGGCCUAUCAGCCCAUCAAAUAUCAAUAUCCCAGACUGCAGCGAGCUACUAAUGUGCACUGUGCAUGAUUUUACAAUGGAGAAGAAGGUCUUGGAGUGGAUAGAAGGAUUGUAUAGUAAAAAUGGUUCUCCUGCUGAUAUCAGGCCCACUGCCCCACCUUAUUGGCUGCUUCAGGACGGGAGGGGUGUUUCGCCAACCAGACGGCCAAGCCCACAGAGACCCGUUUUUACCAUGCGCAGAUGCAGGAGCUUGAGCACCUCAGAUGCCAUUCCUAUACAUCAGAGGAGCAGCUGGGGUGCCCUAGAAAGCAUAGAAAAAGGAGACAUUUUUGAAGAGGAUGGCUACUCUGAGGAUGAUGAGUACUCUACCUCCGAGGAAAGUGAGAUGGAAGCAAGACAAAGAGAGGCAAGGUCACGAUCUUGCAAGACAAGUCCUCUGCCCCAGCGGUCAUCCCGGCCUCGCACUGCUCCAUUUGUACUCAGCCCCCCAUCUAGAUGCCAUUGUCAUAAAACAGACUUUUCUCCUUCCUCUUGCAACAAUAAGAAGAGGAAAUCCUUAACCCCUCUAAACAGUCCAAAAAGUGAGGUAGAGUUGGCUAACAAAAGGAUUUCGGCUGUCGUGCACCCCACCAAGGAUGCGUCUGAAAGUAGAGGACUUCCCCAAAAUCAUCAUUCCCGUCACAAUCGCUAUGUCCAACCCCUCAGUCCAGCUCCACCACCUCCUGCUCCCAGCUGCUGCUGCAAAGCAAAGAGACCCUACAGUGCAGGCUCCAUCCCACCAAUACAAUGCCACAAGCCCACCACUCCGUCUCUGAGCCCAUACUCUUGCCUUCCUCCUACAAGACAUCGCCUGCCCGACUCAUCAAGGGAUGUCCUGCUGGCCCUUAGCCAAGAAGAGCGUGAUGUCAUCAAAGCUGUGACGUCACUGGGGUACCCACUGCGCAGAGCCAUGAUCGCUCUUCAGAAAAUGGGAGAGCAGAGCCUGGAGCAGGUCCUUGGAUACUUAGGAGCCACUGACAGACUCUGCAAAGUUGGGUAUGAAGAGGCUUUGGUAGAAGAGGCCAUGGAAAUAUUCCAGAAUUCUGAGAUAAAGGCUGCAGAGUACCUCCGUCUCUUGCUUCAGUUCAAUGACAUGGGCUUCCAGCAGGAUGACAUUAAGGAAGUCCUCCUGGUCUAUGACAAUCACAGGGAUCGCUCUCUGGAGGAACUCAUGAGCAGAGCUCAGUAACUACAGGGCUCCUCUGCUCAGAAGCAUGUUAUAUGCACUUGCUUCAGACUGACGGUGGGUUAUACAGAGGAUGCUUCAUUUGCUUUCCUUGUAAAUAAAGUGCAAACACAG